Messenger RNA from Suhomyces tanzawaensis NRRL Y-17324, 1060 nucleotides. RefSeq names its product mitochondrial 37S ribosomal protein mS45. The transcript is spliced from 2 exons. Lineage: Eukaryota; Fungi; Ascomycota; Pichiomycetes; Serinales; Debaryomycetaceae. Gene Ontology annotation, biological process: mitochondrial translation. Gene Ontology annotation, cellular component: mitochondrial small ribosomal subunit. Gene Ontology annotation, molecular function: structural constituent of ribosome. Bases 50 to 1003 code for a protein of 317 amino acids. The record is from RefSeq and is a predicted model, not a curated record.
GUUUGUCGAUGAAAAACUUUUACGUUAAAUUCUUCUCUUUCUUCACCACAUGUUUCGUCCAGGCAACACCAGCAUAGCGCGGGCCGGAGUAGGGUUGCAGCAGGUUCGUUACAAGCGGAGACUUGCGUACCCCAGAUACAACCCCCAAAACGUACCGAAACCCACCGGCAAGAAGGACCAUGCCAGUUUCUUCCAAAGAGCAUUAAAGGGAUUCUUGGGCCCCAAGAACAUACGGGGAGAGUACUACCGCAACAAGUACUACUACCCACCACAAAACCACAAGCCCAACUACAUUGUUCCCAACGGACAAACCGUGGUUGAUCUGACUUACAGAGAGGCUUUUCCUCCCAGACAAUUGACCCUGCCUGGACGCAAUCCUGAAUUGCACCCUUUCCCUCAGAACGCUGCAUGUCGUACCGCAUCGAUUAUUCCUGAUGAACUCAAGCAGAAGAUUUGCGACGACAUCAACGAAAACGGCAUGCAUGCCCAAGAGGUGGCUCACAAGUACGGGAUCAAGUUGGCUAGAAUCGAAGCUGUGUUGAGAUUGAAUUCCAUUGAAAAGCAAUGGCAACAAGAGAACAAGAUCUUCCCCGAUCUCGAAAACUUUGCCUCCGUCAUGUACAAGAUGUUCCCUCUCUACCAGCCACCACACGGUGCUGAUAACUUGACGGAAAUUCCUACUCCUCAUAAGACUUUGCAGCAGCGUUUCUUGACCAUUGCUGAGUCCGAGCCUUUUGGGCCUGUCGAUGCUGCCAAGAUCUUGGACCUUCCUGUUGCUAGAGAUACCUUGGAGGAGUUGUCGCAGGUCAACACCGAAGACUCGUCCAAGGAAGCUCUCAACAAGGUCAUUGUUGGUGCUCAAAGACAGGGCGAAAGAACUGCAUUCAAAUUCACUUCUCGUACCAGUGGCGACGUCGGAUUCCGUUACGGUGCUUCCAGAAGAGACAAGAGAAAGGACAGAUCCGUUGGAUUUGACGCCGAAGGUAGAAUGGUGUAUAUAUAAUUGUAAAUAGCUAAUGAGAAUGACAAAAGUAAUACCAUCAGUAUCAUCCAAAGUGCA